AUGCUUAUUGUUAGCAAAGACCUGCAGAAGGGAAAGUUGUUAGAUUGCACUCCUAAAAGCCUAUCUGAAACUUCUCAUUUGGAGCCACCAUUUAAUAACCCGUUGCAAAAACCAGUUUGCAUUGGUGAUAUGGUAAUUUUUGAGAAUGUAGUUGAUGAAGAUUUGGCUAAACCAAUUCCAACUUUCUUUGUGAAUUCUUCUCUUAGUACUGAGAAUGCACCAUUGAUUUUCCUUCCUACCAAUUCUUCCUUUUCAGAUAUUAUCACUAAAAAUCAGGCCUUGGAAGAACAAGCAAGGAGUUUAGAAGGAAUUCUGUUGGCAGAGAAACGUAGUGAUAAAAAAGCAGGCAAAUCAAAGAAAAAGGAAACUCCAAUCUCGCCAGUUUGUUGUGGUGAAUGUACUAGUCUUAGAAAGGAAGUUAAACUCUUAAAGAAUGAGAACGCUGUGCUUAUAAAUCAGAUUAACAACUUAAAUAAAGAGGUAAACAAGAUGAAUAACAGAUAA
This is a messenger RNA of Naegleria gruberi, 504 nucleotides long. RefSeq lists its product as uncharacterized. NCBI's taxonomy places the organism in Eukaryota, Heterolobosea, Eutetramitea, Acrasida, Naegleriidae. The record is from RefSeq and is a predicted model, not a curated record. Bases 1 to 504 code for a protein of 167 amino acids. The transcript has a single exon.